GGUAUAGUUCCAGCGUUAGGUCGGUUCAUUAUUUGUUUUAAGGAGGAUUCAUUGAUUUCCGUUUCGAUUAUCUUCCCUUCAGUGAAUACAUAUCAAAAGGCGAACUAUCAAAAUGGCGCCACAUACUUCUAUACCAACUGAGCAUGAUGAGGAGAUGGUUGCAAAAGUAAUUCCACCAGAAGGGGUAAAACCAAGUGACCGCAAACUUGAACUGGUUUGGAAAAAUAUCAUCAUCUUCAUCUAUAUUCACGCUGUGGCUGUAUACGGGUUUUAUUUAUUGAUUACUUCUGCCAAGACAGCAACAUUCAUAUUUGAUGCUAUCGUGGCCUUUUGUGGUACAUUUGGUAUUACCGCUGGAGUUCACAGACUCUGGACCCAUCGUUCUUACACGGCAAAUGUUCCUCUAAGAAUUAUUUUGACUGUGUUUAACACAGUGGCUUUUCAGAGUUCUGUAAUAAGAUGGUCGAGGGAUCACAGAGUCCACCACAAAUUUAGCGAUACCGACGCUGAUCCUCACAAUGCCAAACGCGGAUUCUUCUUUUCUCAUGUCGGAUGGCUCCUUUGCCGCAAACAUCCCGAUGUCAAGAGCAAAGGAAAGAGUGUUGAUAUGUCUGAUUUGUAUGAUGACCCUAUACUUGCUUUCCAAGACCGAUACUACAUGAUUCUGGUGCUCUUUUUAUUCUUCAUUUUUCCAACAUUGACUCCAAUGUAUUUGUGGAACGAAACCUUUAUCAAUGCUUUCUGUGUUAAUAUCUUCAGAUACAUUUUUUCUUUACAUGCCACAUGGUUAAUUAACUCAGCUGCUCAUCUUUAUGGACAUAAACCCUAUGACAAAUACAUUAACCCAUCUCAACACCUGACAGUGUCUCUCCUCACUCUGGGUGAAGGAUGGCACAACUACCAUCACACCUUCCCAUGGGACUAUAAAACUUCCGAGUUGGGAAAAUACAGUGUAAAUUUAUCUACUGCAUUCAUUGACUUCUUUGCUAAAAUAGGUUGGGCCUACGACCUUAAAACGGUUUCAGAGGAUAUGAUUAGGAAGCGUGUUUUAAGAACGGGAGAUGGCAGCCAUGAAAUUUGGGGAUGGGGCGACAAAGACCAAGACAAGGAAGAUUACAAUGAUGUACUCAUCACUCACAAAAAAAGUUAAACAGUAGUUCCAGAAAAAGGUAGCUUCAGUACUUGAGAGACAGAAUACAGAAUGAGACCUCUAUUUACUUAAUAUUUUUGCUGUAAUAUAUGUUUUUUUGAUGAAAAAAGUUGAUAUUAUGCCUCUAUUUUAAUAUAUCAA
Messenger RNA from Anoplophora glabripennis (Asian longhorned beetle), 1291 nucleotides. Its product is annotated as acyl-CoA Delta(11) desaturase-like. The coding region runs from base 113 to 1150 and encodes 345 amino acids. Gene Ontology annotation, biological process: unsaturated fatty acid biosynthetic process. Gene Ontology annotation, cellular component: endoplasmic reticulum membrane. The record is from RefSeq and is a predicted model, not a curated record. The transcript is spliced from 5 exons. Lineage: Eukaryota; Metazoa; Arthropoda; Insecta; Coleoptera; Cerambycidae. Gene Ontology annotation, molecular function: iron ion binding; stearoyl-CoA 9-desaturase activity.